CGCCACAGAGGCCGCUGCCCCUGUGUGCCCCCUUCUUGUUCUCAACAACGACGGCAGCCACGCCCCUCGCCCUCUUCUUUCUCCUCCCACCCAUUCCUCGCAGCCAGCCAGCCUCGCUGGCGCCCUACUCUACUCCGUUGGUUUAAGCCCGCCGCAGCCGUACCCUACGUCUCCCCUAGUCCUCGUACCCUAUACCAUGAGCUUUCUCACUUCUUCCCAGCGGAACUACGACGGCCUUUCCCACUCGGACGUCGCGCAGCUCCCGCCCAUACACAGCUCCGUUUCGAGGAUCCCAAUGCAUCCACUUUCGUCAUUCGACAACCUCCCGCCAGUCACCCAGCUUCCACCGCUGGCCUCAGCACCCCCAACACCGAGUAACGCCGUGCCUCCGUCACCGGUCCUAGAUCGUCCAGUCUCUCUGCCAAAGCUUGGGCAGACACGCUGCUACUGGUGCCUCCUCACCCCGGACCUCCAAUUUAUCUAUCUCGAUCCCGUUCUCGCCCAUCACCUGGGAGAACAGGCCGACCUCUUAGUAGGCAAGUCGCUUCUGGCCUACGUCCACCCGGACGAGCAGGCCUCCGCAAAGCUUGACUUGGGGAGUGUGUUGGAGAGUCGGACACUGCAUGGGAGCGUCACCCGAGUACGCUAUUCUCGCCUCUCGCGUGUACGCAGGCAGCUGGGUUACCAAGGGCCUACACAUGAGUUCGCAGACGCAGACAAGGUCUCCGUGGAUACGAACUACAUGGCUGUGGACCUCGUCAUCAACUGGGCGUCCGACGGGCUCGUGUUGUGCUUCAUGCAUGCGGUCGUGGACCUCUCGCCUCGCGAUAACGACGAGCACAACAAGACGCCUUGGACCAACUGGUGUGGCACACCGUACAUGAACACUGAGCAGGUCCAGAUUUUGUAUCAGCGCCUGCUUGCUGUCGUGCCGCAGCCGCUCUCCAUGAGCCGGGUGUUUCAGAUCCUGCUUAACCUGCCGGAACGUUCGUUGUACAUGAGCUGGCCCCCUGAACACCAGGAGCCCGGUGGGCCGACUUCCAAGGACUUCGCGCGGCUAGCGCAGGACGUUCAAAUAAGUAACGCCGUUUCCAGUGGGACGGACGCCAAGACGAGCUGUACCAGACGGUACAAGGCACACCAAACGAUGCACUUCGGAGGAGACAAUAGCAAGGAAGUCGAGAGCAUCUUCAUCCCGCACGGUUCUAUCAUCUUCGCUUGCCACAAAGUGCACCCGAGCACUCGCGACCUCAAUCCCAAUGACGCUGCAUCCCAGUCUCAGCACUACGCUAACCACCCAUACCAAGACCCGGCUCAUCCUUCAUACAACCUGCCGCACCUACCCGCUCAGUACCCUAGUAAUAUGUCUUCCACGCAUUAUCCGCCUUCGCACUAUGCAAGCAACAACUGGUCGCACCCUCCUGAAUCGUCAAGCUCGCAAACUCAUUACCAAUGGGACCCUCAAGGCAACUCUCUCUCGUCGGCGCCGUCGGUCAGCAGCAUGCGUUCUUCGUCCUACCAUCAACCUCCCCCGCCCCAGCAGCAUCAAUGGCCUUCCCAGCCGCCGUACCUAGAUGCCCAUCCGGGUGCCCCGCCUUACAGCCCACAAGGGGCACCCUCCGGAUCGUCGUAUUCGGCACCGCCAUCACAUGACGAGGCCCCACCUUCUCCCGGUAGUGACACUGUGCCUCCCUCAAGGGUCACUCACAGGCGAGGGUCGAACAACUCGAGGGAGCAGUACGGGAACGGUGGACGCAGCACAGGGAACCCGCCCAUGGGCGUCCCGCGGUGCUCGAGCUGCAAGGUGACCCAGAGCCCGGAGUGGCGGAAGGGCCCCAGCGGCAAGAAGGACCUCUGCAACGCAUGUGGACUGAGGUAUGCACGAUCACGCGCGAAGAAGGAAGGCGGGCCCUCGCAGCAGUCACGCCGCCGCAAGGACCGGGUAUUCAAUUCGAUGCAGAAGGACCACUCGCCGUCCGGUUCGCCGGGCCCGUCCGGCUACCAGUCCCUCCCGCGGCGCGGUAGCUACUACGACGAUGCAUCGUUCGGAUCGGCGUCGUCGAACGGCUCGCCUGGCGCGCCUGACUUGUACGCCCCAACGGCGCACGCUGGGCCGAGCUUCAAGGGCCCCAUGUCGCCCUCGCCCUCGCCCUCGCCAGGCGGUGGCAUGCAGCAUCACCCGCAUCAGCCAUACAUGCCGUACCCGCACCCGCAUCAGGGCGCCCCGCAUCCACUCUUGCAUGCCCCGCAAAACGCGCACGCUGACGCGCCUGGACGCUACUCGAACAGCUUCUAUUCAGUGCCGCCGCCUGCACCGCCGCACCCGCACCCGCACCAGCAGCCGUCGCUGCAUCACAUGUCGAGCCACAGCAGUCUUCACAGCAAUGGAAGCUACUCGCAGCCUCUCGCGGGCCCCGGUCAGCCGCCGCGCCUGGACCCCAUCGUGCCGGUUCCAUACAGCGCGGGUGGAAGGAUGUCCCCGUCGCCCAUAGGCGGUUCGCCACUCAGCACUAGCUUCUCCAGCGCGAGCUACGAGCGGGAGAGGCCGAUGAAGAUGCAAGACGACCGUGAAGGGCUGCCUCCGAGCCCUGUCAGCGCAGACCCGAGGAACAGGAGGUCGCCGUAUAAGUGAAGGGUGCACGCUAGGUAGUUCCCUUCGUGCCAAGUGUACAUGUCAUUGUCGUUUCCUCGUUCACAGACGGACCUCGCUCGCGCCGUUCCGCAAAAGGCUCUCCCAGUAGUUUCCCGUAAUAUUUAUCCUCGAGCAGCGCAUCUCCCUUCUCCUCGUACGUGUACUUCCGCGGCGCACGCGACGCUUCGAGUCGUCCGCCCGCUCCAGACGUUUUUAGUUAG
Fomitopsis serialis is the source of this 2853-nucleotide messenger RNA. RefSeq lists its product as uncharacterized. NCBI's taxonomy places the organism in Eukaryota, Fungi, Basidiomycota, Agaricomycetes, Polyporales, Fomitopsidaceae. Bases 197 to 2632 code for a protein of 811 amino acids. The record is from RefSeq and is a predicted model, not a curated record. Gene Ontology annotation, biological process: regulation of DNA-templated transcription. The transcript has 5 exons. Gene Ontology annotation, molecular function: zinc ion binding; sequence-specific DNA binding.